AUGCAGGGAUGGCUGGUGGCAGAAGUAGUAGGUCUUGAGACUGGUGGCCUUGUACCUAAAACCCCCGAGAGAUGCCAAUUUGCGGCGGAGAUAGUGUCAGCUCGGGUCCUUGCGUGGACAGAUUCCUCGUUUGGCACACCACCUGGGUACGGCUGUGCCGCAGACCAGGCCGAGGAGCAGCGCCGGCACCAGGAUGGGCUGCCCUACAUCGAUGAUUCGCCUUCCUCCUCUCCACACCUCAGCAGCAAAGGCAGAGGCAGCCGCGACGCUCUGGCCUCAGGAGCCCUGGAGCCCAGCAAAGCGAGUGAGCUGGAUUUGGAAAAGGGCUUGGAGAUGAGAAAGUGGGUUCUCUCGGGAAUCCUGGCCAGCGAGGAGACGUACCUGAGCCACCUGGAGGCUCUGCUAUUGCCCAUGAAGCCUCUGAAAGCCGCUGCCACCACCUCGCAGCCGGUGCUGACCAGCCAGCAGAUCGAGACCAUUUUCUUCAAAGUACCUGAGCUCUAUGAGAUCCACAAGGAGUUCUACGACGGGCUGUUCCCCCGCGUGCAGCAAUGGAGCCACCAACAGCGUGUGGGUGACCUCUUCCAGAAGCUGGCCAGCCAGCUGGGUGUGUACCGAGCCUUCGUGGAUAACUAUGGAGUGGCCAUGGAAACGGCAGAGAAGUGCUGUCAGGCCAACAGUCAGUUUGCAGAAAUAUCUGAGAACCUGAGAGCCAGGAGCAACAGAGAUGCCAAGGACUCCACCACCAAGAACUCUUUGGAAAAUCUGCUCUACAAGCCUGUGGACCGGGUGACAAGGAGCACACUAGUCCUGCACGACUUGCUAAAGCACACUCCGUCCAGCCAUCCUGACCAUUCCCUGCUACAGGACGCCCUCCGCAUCUCACAGAACUUCCUGUCCAGCAUCAAUGAGGAGAUCACACCCCGACGGCAGUCCAUGACCGUGAAGAAAGGAGAGCACCGGCAGCUGCUGAAGGACAGCUUCAUGGUGGAGCUGGUGGAGGGGGCCCGCAAGCUGCGCCACAUCUUCCUGUUCACCGACCUGCUCCUUUGCACCAAGCUGAAGAAGCAAAGUGGAGGCAAAACCCAGCAAUAUGACUGCAAAUGGUACAUUCCGCUCACGGACCUCAGCUUCCAGAUGGUGGAUGAACUGGAGGCUGUGCCCAACAUCCCUCUGGUGCCAGACGAGGAACUGGAUGCCCUGAAGAUCAAAAUCUCCCAGAUCAAGAGCGACAUCCAACGGGAGAAGAGAGCAAACAAGGGCAGCAAAGUCAUGGAGAGGCUGAGGAAGAAGCUGUCUGAGCAAGAGUCACUGCUGCUCUUAAUGUCCCCCAGCAUGGCCUUCAGGGUACACAGUCGCAAUGGUAAGAGUUACACAUUCCUGAUCUCCUCCGACUAUGAGCGAGCCGAGUGGCGAGAGAGCAUCCGGGAGCAGCAGAAGAAAUGUUUCAAAAGUUUCUCUCUGACGUCGGUGGAGCUGCAAAUGCUGACCAACUCAUGCGUGAAACUUCAGACUGUUCAUCACAUUCCACUGACCAUCAACAAAGAGGAUGAUGAGUCUCCUGGGCUCUACGGCUUCCUGAAUGUCAUCGUCCACUCAGCCACCGGGUUUAAGCAGAGUUCAAAUCUAUACUGCACCCUGGAGGUGGACUCCUUCGGGUAUUUUGUGAACAAAGCGAAGACCCGCGUCUACAGGGACACGACUGAGCCAAACUGGAACGAGGAGUUCGAGAUAGAGCUGGAAGGCUCCCAGACCCUGCGGAUACUGUGCUAUGAAAAGUGUUACAACAAGAUGAAGAUCACCAAGGAGGAUGGCGAGAGCACAGACAAGCUCAUGGGGAAAGGUCAGCUCCAGUUGGACCCCCAAACGCUACAGGACAGAGACUGGCAACGGACUGUCAUCGACAUGAAUGGGAUCGAAGUGAAACUUUCCGUCAAGUUCACGAGUAGGGAGUUCAGCUUGAAGAGAAUGCCUUCCCGCAAACAGACUGGGGUCUUCGGGGUCAAGAUUGCAGUGGUCACAAAGAGAGAGAGGUCCAAGGUACCCUACAUUGUACGCCAGUGUGUGGAAGAGAUUGAACGCCGGGGCAUGGAGGAAGUGGGCAUCUACCGAGUGUCUGGAGUGGCCACAGACAUCCAGGCACUGAAGGCAGCCUUUGAUGUCAAUAAUAAGGAUGUAUCCGUGAUGAUGAGCGAGAUGGACGUGAAUGCCAUUGCCGGCACGCUGAAGCUUUACUUCCGCGAGCUGCCCGAGCCCCUCUUCACUGAUGAGUUCUACCCCAACUUCGCAGAGGGCAUCGCUCUUUCAGACCCUGUUGCAAAAGAGAGCUGCAUGCUCAACUUGCUGCUGUCCCUCCCAGAGGCCAACCUAGUGACCUUCCUUUUCCUUCUGGACCACUUGAAAAGGGUGGCUGAAAAGGAGCCAGUGAACAAGAUGUCCCUGCAUAACCUCGCCACAGUCUUUGGCCCCACGCUGCUUCGACCUUCAGAGAAGGAAAGCAAGCUUCCUUCGAACCCCAACCAGCCCAUCACCAUGACUGACAGCUGGUCCCUGGAGGUCAUGUCCCAGGUCCAAGUGUUGCUGUACUUCCUGCAGCUGGAGGCCAUCCCUGCCCCGGACAGCAAGAGACAGAGCAUCCUGUUCUCCACCGAAGUCUAAAGGCCUGGCAUCAGUCGUCUCAUUAAGAGGCCCUCAGAAUGACCUGGAAACCUGUGACGAGAGAAUCCAUCCCCGGAGUGGGAACGGGACUCUUCUUGUGGUGUAAUUUAACCAUUCCCAAGCCCUGGGCCAUCUGUCAAGAGACAAGUACCCAAAGCUGAAGGCCCAAGGGGGCCUAUACAAACCAUGCAGGUGUGUCUGCAAGUCCCAGGCUGGCCCCAGACUGUACUCUUCCCUUGUUGCCGCCAGAGGGCACCCCAGGCCAGCCCAUCCGCCAGCCUGCAUACAAGGGAAAGGUGACGAAGAGAGUGGUUUUUACGAAUCUAAUUUAUCAUAAGAGUUUUAAGAAAAAAAAAAAAAAUCUCUACUGGAUCAUUUGUUCCGAUGCACCCUCUCUGGGGAAUGGGGACACCACCAGAUCCCUCACUCUUGUGUCUUGAAUAAACACUGCUGCUGCUUCAUAUUGUGGGGGCCACAGCCAUGUCCCUGUGUGGGUGGGGAUAUCUCCAUUUCCCUGACUUGGAGUUCCACUGUCUGUGUACCAGGGCUUGAGACGCCGAGCCAGCGCUGUAGCCUCUUGACUCCUUGCUGCUUGCUUUGUCCUCCUCCAAGGCUGUCUGUGCAGAAGUAGGUCAGGCUCCUGUUGGCUGAUACUCUUGUUUUUGCUAGCUGUGCAGUUCUCAGGAGUAUGCUCCAUCGCAGCCCAGAAGUGUCCGGGGACCAGACACAGGGGGAAAGGAGGUCCUGGCCAUGCACCUUACGGUUCCUUCUGCAGGGAGAGUGGCCGUGUCCACUGAUCCCCAUCGCCUACCUGGCACCUGUCUCCCUUUUGGCUGACAAAGGCUGUGACUUCUCUGGCCUGGCUCUGACUACUCUCUCUGUCCCUUGUUGUCCCACAUAAACAUCACGUGAUCCCAUCCUUUCCUUGCCCUCAACUGAGCAGACUCAGUUAACUUUUGUAGAGGUUUCUGCUCCGAAGCAGCAACUUGCUCUAGUGGCUUGUUUUAAAACUUUGAUCUGAACUAGCUUUUGAUACUUGAAUAUUUUUAAGUUUUAUACAUAGUUUCUAAUUUUUUUCCUAAUGGAUUCAGACACCUAAUAUAAGAUACUAGAAUGUACACCGUGAAAUGAACGGGCAGUGUCCCACACAGCAUUCUGUCUUCCUUCGAGAGCCAGCUUUCUUUUUGCUUGGAGUCAUUUCUGAUGUCUCUGGGACAUCAGAAACAUGGGAAGAAGGUAAGGAAAGUCAGACCUGGGGUGGGAGCAGACACCCCAAAGCAGAUUGGAAGCCAACCCACCUUCCGAGAACAUCUGGGAAAAAUAAAGCCUGUAUUCGGGCGAGAGUUGGGAUAGUCUCUUCCUGACCACCCUAGAGAGUAAAAAGAGAAAGGAGAUACCACCAAUUAUUUUCAAGGAAGAAAUCCACAAAUCCUUGCAUCGAUUUUAAAAAGGUCUUAGAAUCCUACACUUGGGAGGCUGGGGCAGAAUUGCCGUGAGUUCAAGACCAGCCGUUGGCAGCAUAGAGCUUAUUGGUCCAGCCAAGGCUCCAAUGCAGGGCUUUGGGACAGGAGUGUGGAGUAGACAGGGAGAGAAGAAAGACUGUAGACUUGAAUCCCAAACUGCUCCUGCAGUAGGGCAUGACUUGGGGGGUAUAGAUUGCUUGUCACAGAGGACUCUUGCACCUGGUCACAUACCCCACGGUCCCUCCCACGUGUGGAAGGUGGUGGGUAUGUCCACGUACAGCAUCUGCCAACUCCACAACCCAUGGGGAUUCCCAAGAGGCAGGGCCAUGUAUUCCCCUACCGUCUGCUCUUGAACCUGCUCAAUGUAUUGGGCAGGAAACAAAAGGCCCUGCAGGGUCUCCGUCUGCAUACAGUAUUUGUUUAGUUGGCCUUUUUUUUUUUUCUCAGCAGAGCCACCCUUUGGUCUGCCCUUGAGCAUUUUUGAACCCAGUGGGCUCCUCCAUCACAGUCCAUCUCAGUGGCGCUGACCACUGAGAUGGGAACCCUGCUGAGAAAAGCCAAACCCAGCUGUUGCUUCUGCUCCCUCUGUUGUCUCUUGAUUUGCCUCUGUCACCUUGAACUGGAAAGCAAUAUAGCAACGUGCCAAUUUGCGUUCCCUCGGCCUCUCCUUCCUCCGUUGCUCUUUAUUUAUAGAGGUGUUGUUUGAUGAUGGAAUGGUCACUCUUGCAUUGUUCUAAAAGUGUUCCUCCGCCAUCCGGCCAUGAUGGCACUGGCUGGGGUUGUCUCUGUUAACUGUCUCACACCCUGCAGGCCUGUAGGCUGGCAAAGCCACGGUGGGGCAUGGAAAAGGCAUGGUGUUCUGCAGGAGCGGGAUAACCUGGCUUUCCCUCUGCAGAGAGAGUGAUGGCCCAGAGUCCAUCAUGACUGUGCACCAAGCACGGCUGCCAGACUCUAAAGGAAGAAAUGCUACUUUCUUACCUUGGAACCUGGGUCCGGGGUACAGUGGGCGUGGCUUCAUGGUGGUAACCUGGCCUCCCCAGCGGGUGGAUGGUUUCUUAGCUGCAAUCUUGCUUUUUUGAGCUCAGCUGUCUGUACUACCCCUGUGCCGGAAGGACCCACGGACACUCUCAUUAAAGUCUCCUG
Molecule: messenger RNA, 5264 nt
Organism: Microtus oregoni (creeping vole)
Lineage: Eukaryota; Metazoa; Chordata; Mammalia; Rodentia; Cricetidae
Gene: Bcr
Product: BCR activator of RhoGEF and GTPase
Exons: 24
Coding region: 1-2658 (885 amino acids)
Biological process (GO): positive regulation of GTPase activity; intracellular signal transduction
Cellular component (GO): membrane
Molecular function (GO): GTPase activator activity; guanyl-nucleotide exchange factor activity
Source: RefSeq, a predicted model, not a curated record